Messenger RNA from Prunus dulcis (almond), 2530 nucleotides. RefSeq names its product zinc finger CCCH domain-containing protein 13. Gene Ontology annotation, cellular component: nucleus. Bases 201 to 2240 code for a protein of 679 amino acids. Gene Ontology annotation, biological process: regulation of double-strand break repair; chromatin organization. The transcript is spliced from 12 exons. The record is from RefSeq and is a predicted model, not a curated record. Gene Ontology annotation, molecular function: DNA binding; histone binding. Lineage: Eukaryota; Viridiplantae; Streptophyta; Magnoliopsida; Rosales; Rosaceae.
AUUGAAAAAUAAAAAACGAACACGAAGCAUAUUGUUUUAUUAGAGAGAGAGAGAGGGAGCCAAGCACUGAGAGUGGGACUCGAAGACUUUUUUUUUUCCUGAGCUCCAAAUCAACCAACAAAAUUCAAAUCUCUGAGAUAGUUUUCUGAUAAACUUUGGGACAAAGAAUCUGCUUUAGAUUAACUGAGACUGGCUUGAUCAUGGGUGAGGAAGACACGGUGACCAAUGGCACUGAAACAGUCGUGAAUGGGACUAGCCAGUCAGGGAAAACCAGUGAAGAUGUGACUAAUAAAAAAGGGAAGGAAAAUGUCGGGGUAAAGGAAAUGGAUGUAGAUAAGAAAGGUGACGAGAAAGCUGAAGUGGAGAAAAUGGAUGAAGACCUAGAGGCCAAUGGAUGCAAAGAUGAAAAAUUGAAAGAAGAAACAAAGGAAUCCAAAGUUGAGGAAAAGAAAGAAGAAAAUGGUCCAAAUGAAAUUAAGAUAGGUGAUGAGAAUGCUGAAGUUGAAAAAAUGGAUGAAGACCUAGAGGCUGAUGGAAGCAGAGAUGAAAAAUUAAAAGAAGAAAAAGAGGAACUUAAAGUAGAGGAAAUGGAAGAAGAAACUGGUCCGAAUGAAAAAAAGGAGACCGAAGAAAAGACUGAAGAAAAGAGGGAAUUUGAAGUGGAGGAGGACAAGGUAAAGAAGGCAGAAGAGAAGGCAGAAGAGUUGGAAGAAGAAAAAGAAGAGAAAGAAGAAGAAAAGGAAGAAGAGAAGGAAGAAGAGAUGGAAGAAGAGAAGGAAGAAGAAAAGGAAGAAUAUAAGGAAGAAGCGAGGGCAAAAGAAGCUAAGGUGGAGAAAGGGCCGAGGAAGCGUGGAAAAGGAAAGAGUGUGGAGAAAACUAAAGAGAAGAAAAAGGAAGUGGCAGAAAAGAAGGAGCCAGAGCAAAGGACUCCUACUACUGAUCGACCUGUACGUGAGCGGAAAUCAGUUGAAAGGCUGGUGGCAUCUAUUGAAAAAGAUGCUGUCAGGGAAUUCCAAAUAGAAAAGGGGCGCGGUACACCAUUGAAAGACAUACCUAAUGUGGCUUUCAAGUUGUCAAGAAGGAAAUUGGAUGAUAGCUUAAAACUACUUCACACAAUUCUUUUUGGAAGGAGAGGGAAGGCAGCUGAGGUCAAGAGUAAUAUAUCCCGAUUUUCUGGUUUUGUCUGGCGUGGAAAUGAGGACAAGCAAAAGACUAAGGUGAAAGAGAAAUUUGACAAGUGUAAUAAAGAGAAGUUGUUGGAAUUCUGUGAUCUGCUGAACUUACCAAUUUCCAAAGCUACUACUAGGAAGGAGGAUAUAGUUGCAAAGCUGAUAGACUUUUUGGUGUCCCCUCAUGCCACAACCACUUCUCUCCUUGCAGAAAAAGAGUCAAGUAAGGGCAAAAAGCGCAAGAGGGCAACUAAAGGAAGUUCAUCAGCAUCUGGGGGCACAAAUUCAAAGCGCUCAGCAAAGAAUCGUAGAAAGAAUGAUGAUGAUUCAAAAUUGGACGACAAGAGUGCAGCAGAUACAGAAGAUGAGUCAGAGGAAGAUGAGAAAGAAGAUGAAGAAAAUGUUGAGGAGGAAAACGAAAAUGGUGUUCACGAAAACUCUGAGGAUGAGACGCCUGAGCAUUCAGAAAGUGAGGAGAAACUUGAUUCUUCAGAUGAUAGUGAAGAAGAAGUGGAAAAGCAAAAGCCAAGGCGAAAAUCAUCAUCCAGAAAGAAGGGUUCUUCUGCUAAAGCUCAAACUAAAAAAGCCACAGGUUCUGCUAAAUCUACUCCACCACCUACUAAAUCACCAAAGAAGUCAUCAUCAAAACGCACUCCGGUGGAUGAUGACAGCGAUACGAGUCCAAAGGCAUCCUCAAGGAAGAAGAAAAAUGAGAAAGUCUCAAAAGUUCCAACUCCAACAAAAUCUGCCUCAAAGGAAAAGCCUGGGAAAAAGGUUGCUAAAGGGAAGGACAAGACCAAGGAGGAAAAAUUGAGGCCAAGUGAUGACAAAUUGAGAGAUGCAAUAUGUCAAAUUCUCAAAGAGGUUGACUUUAAUACGGCUACUUUCACCGACAUUCUGAAGCAACUUGCUCGGCAAUUUGAUACAGAUCUCAGCCCGAGAAAGUCAUCCAUAAAGCUCAUGAUCCAGGAAGAGCUUACGAAAUUAGCUGAUGAGGCAGAUGAAGAAGAAGAAGAAGGGGGCCCAGAGAAAGAUGAAACCGAGUCUGCCGGGCAAGAGGUGGAAGCCUGACCAAUAAUAAGGGUUAUGACUGCAUGGACAUAGUAUAGCCCCUUUGUUUAUGCCUUUUGUUUUCAUAACUUAUCUUAAUCCUGCAUGUACUAUUUAGUCUGUCACAGUAAGCUGGCUGUAAUUUGUUGUUGGUGCUCUGUUUGCUGGAAAGUAGACUAGUAAAUUAAAACCAGUGGAUGUGGAAUUACCCUCAGGUUCUGCUGCCAUGCGGGAAGGCAGUUUGUUAUGUACACAUUAACAUAAUUUGUAGCAAUUUUACUAUCUAAUAUAACCAGCCUUUUUCUGGAUGA